AUGGCACCGGGGCGCUCCAUCCCGGGGCUGCAGCUGCUGAGAACCCUCAUCAUAGCGGGCCUGCUGGCUGCCGCGCAUGGCGACCUCACGACCGACGACCAGUUCUUGUGCCCCACGCCGCACGCCAUCCCCAACCUGCCCAUCCUGAAAACGGAGGCCAGCAUCAGCUCAGGGAAAGAGCGGGCUCCAACCGACGUCACCCUGGUUACACAGCUCUCCUUCGAGCGACUGUACAUGCUGGAGGGUCAGUGCGACGUCUGGAGCGGGACCAUCUCCGCCGCCGUGUACAUCGCCCUGGUGGGUGGGAAGGCCGUGAGCGUGGAGCUGAACAGCAACCAAGACCCACACCUCAUAGCCCUGAGCCGGGUGGUGGCUGCCUUCCGGCAGUUUCACGAGCUGGCGGAGCAGAAAGGCAUCUGCAAGCUGGACCUGCAGCUCGUGUCCCAGGAGGUGGAGAACGUCUGGCUGUCCGGCCUCUACCCCGUCAACUCCAUGCGGAAUCGGGCCCUGGCCAAUGCCAAGACUGAUGUGGUCCUCCUGCUGGACGUCGACUUCUGGCCCAGCGCGGAGCUGGUGGAGGUCAUGGCCCAGCCGCGCAAGUACGAGAGCCUGCGCGGCGCGGUGCUGGCGCGCCGCGCCAUCGUGCUCCCCGCCUUCGAGCCCGGGGACGCUGGGGACGUGGGCGUGGAGGUGGCGCGCGGCGCGGAGCUCGGGGGCAAGGCGGCGGCGGCCGCCAUGUCGCGCGACGGGCGGCUGAAGCCGUUCCACACGGACCGCUACCGCGCAGGGCACCGCGCGACCGACUACGCGCGCUGGCUCACUGCGCGCACGCCCUACCACAUCCGGUACGAGGAGGGGUACGAGCCCUACGUCCUGGUGGCGCGCCGCUUCGUGCCCUGGUACGACGAGCGCUUCGUGGGGUACCGCAAGAACAAGGUGGUGCACCUGCUGCACCUGGCGCAGCAGGGCACGCUGUUCGUGGUGCACCCCAACGCCUUCACCGUGCACUCCCCCCACCCGCGCGCCCGCACCUGGAAGGUCACGCGCAAGACGGGACUCUGGGACCAGCUGGCGACCAUCUACCGUGAGGUCAAGGAGCAGCUGGCCGCGCAGACCUACGUCCCCGCGGCCAUGUACUCCUGCGGCGAGCACGGAGCGGCGGCCGCAGCCAGCGGCGCCGUGACGACAGCAGAAGCACAGCCGAGUGCAGGGGCGACGGCCGGGGACGCCGUGCUGGGCGAGGAUCCUGGCGCUGCCACGGCUGUGACCGCCGCGUGA
Molecule: messenger RNA, 1278 nt
Organism: Auxenochlorella protothecoides
Lineage: Eukaryota; Viridiplantae; Chlorophyta; Trebouxiophyceae; Chlorellales; Chlorellaceae
Product: Glycosyltransferase-like protein LARGE2
Exons: 7
Coding region: 1-1278 (425 amino acids)
Biological process (GO): protein O-linked glycosylation via mannose
Molecular function (GO): xylosyltransferase activity; glucuronosyltransferase activity
Source: RefSeq, a predicted model, not a curated record